UAGAGAUUCAGGCCACAUUAAGAGCAAGAAGGACGGCACAAACUACUACACUAUCCCACCUCCUAGCAUGCGGUCGCGGCAGCUUUCGACCGGUAUCAGAUAAAGCAGGAGAAGUGACGGCUGAGACAUAGGAAGGACGAGGUGGAUAUUAACGGACAGCCAGCACAGCAGAGCCGCCGACAGCUCGGAGCUGUCGCGAUGUUGUAGCUAAACCAUGGACAGCAGAAUAAAGGAGAAUCCAGAAAGAACAUUUGAUCUGGUUGUACAGGUGGCAUGUCCAGCAUCUGAAAAUGAGGAUCCAACCGUGCUGUGGAGCUUCCCCCAGGACCACACAGACCAGGAGGUCCUUCAGACGAUACCAAAGUUCUGCUUUCCCUUUGACGUGGAAAGGGUUUCCCAGAGUCAGGUGGGGCAGAAUUUCACCUUUGUGCUGACGGACAUCGACGGCAAACAGAGGUUUGGUUUCUGUCGACUCACUCAAGGCUGCCGGGUCUGCAUAUGUCUGCUCAGUUAUCUACCGUGGUUUGAAAUCUACUACAAGCUGCUAAACACGCUGGCAGACUACCUAACGAAACAACAGGAAAAUGACUUGAAUGACAUGCUGAAUUCUCUCUAUGAUCUGCCUGUGCCAAAGCCCUUCACGCCAGUCAACCUGAGUGUGAAUGAGCAGUUGUAUAUUGCCACUGGGCAAGUACUGCGAGAUCGGCAAAGCAAGGAGCCGCACUCCUACUUCAUCGCCCCGGAUAUCAAUGGACUGCCAACUAUCCCUGAGAGUAGGAACCUGACAGAGUACUUUGUGGCUGUGGACGUCAACAACAUGCUCCAGCUCUACGCCAGUAUGCUGCACGAACGGCGCAUCAUCAUUACCUCAAGCAAGCUUAGCACUUUAACUGCAUGUGUCCACGGUGCGGCUGCUUUGCUCUUCCCCAUGUACUGGCAGCACAUCUUCAUCCCUGUACUGCCCCCGCAUCUUCUGGACUAUUGCUGUGCCCCCAUGCCAUACUUUGUGGGAGUUCAUCUUAGUCUGCUGGAGAAGGUACGCAGUCGAUCAUUGGAGGAUGUGGUCAUUCUGAAUGUGGAUACCAACACCAUGGAGAGUCCCUUUGAUGACCUGCACAACCUGCCCAGUGACGUGGUGUCCUCUCUGAAGAGCAAGCUGAAGAAGCAGUCAACAGCAACAGGAAGUGGUGUGGCAAGGGCCUUCCUGAGAGCGCAGGCCGCUCUGUUUGGAUCCUACCGAGAUGCCCUCAGAUAUAAACCCGGGGAGCCAAUCACAUUCUGUGAGGAGAGCUUUGUGAACCAUCGCUCCAGCACCAUGAGGAGCUUCCUGUCCAUGGCUGUCAACCUGCAGCUCUUCAAACAGUUCAUCGACGGACGGCUGGCCAAAUUGAACGCAGGCCGCGGCUUCACCGACGUGUUUGAAGAGGAGAUCACAGAGGGGGGCUUCUGUGGAAGUAAUUCAAGGUCUUAUCAGCAAUGGAUGCACACUGUAAAGAGAGGAGGAGCACUCAUCAACACAGCUGUGACAAAGGCCAAAAGUCAUGCCAAGAGGGGCAUCCGGGACAUUAAGGGCAGACUUAAAGCAAGGGAAGAAGAAGAAGAGGGGAUGACGGUCUGUGCAGGGUCUCCCACCAGCACCAAGAGCCUGUCUCCAAGGAGACUGCAGAAGAUGAGACGACAUAACUUCAGCAAGUCUCCUAUGAGCAUGGGCCCUCGAGAUCUUGGCUACGGACUUGAUGAUGAUGAGCUGGACAGUGCAAGCAAAAUCUCCUCAGAGGACAGCGGGGAUGUUCCUUCCUACACUGAAGACAGCGAUGAUUCCUACUCGCUGGAGCUCGACAUUGACUCUUCCCACUCAGGCCAGAUGAAUCUGCUGGAGGAAAUACUCGACUCCCUGAACACCACAACGCUGGAGCAAGGCAAACUCAGCGCUGCCAAGAGCCUGGACUUCUUCAGGUCCAUGGAUGAUUUAGACUACAAGGCCCCGACCAAACCGACACCUUCCAGCGAGUCUAAACCUGCAGAUGAGAGUGGAGGUGAUGGCGGCGGAGUUGGGGAUCAGGGGGGUUGGAAUAUGGGCCAGGACGACAGCGCUGUCCACGGGAAACACCUCCCACCAUCCCCGCGCAGACAGCCCAAUAAGAGCAGCAUGAAGAUGUCCAAGAAACCUGCAACAGCUCCUCCAGUGCCCGUCAUAUCUGCUGCACCCCCAGACCAGGCUACUGAUUUCUCCAAACCCCUGUUAUUUCCUCCUAAGCCCAAUUCUGACCCAGCCCUUCAUACUUCACCUUCAGGACGACAACCAGGACACCGCUUCUCCUACUCGCCCGUACUGUCCCAUAGACCCACGCCGUCAUCUCCCACUCUCUCUAACACCCAAAGUUCACCAGGAAGCGUUUCUCACCCAGACUGUUCUCCUGGUCCAGCGGGCCGGUCUCGGACCAUCUCAGACCCCCAAACCAGCACGGAGCCUCCUCAGACCCAGACCCAGACCCAGAACCAGACCUCCUCCACCAAUGUCCUGAGGAGGAAGGUGCUGUCCAAGGAGACGGUGAGGCACUACCAGGAAAAGGCCCUCCAGAGGCAGGGCAGCAAGGGCCACCUGGAGGGUGAGGGGAAUCCAUCGAAGCACAGACAGUCAGCUAUGCUGGUCCCGUGGGAGAAAGAGGUGUCCAAGGAGGGGCUCCUGGGGCUCGGCCUGUGUCUGGGUCAGGGUAAAGGCUCCGGGGCAGCUGUGGUGCAGGAUCAAGGCCUCCUUGAGGAGAUUGAGUCCAUGUGUUGCCUCAGCUCCGUCCUCCACACCAGCCUGCAGCUCUCACAGGUUCACUGCAACAACAGUCACCACCAGGUCCAGGGCAAAGCCACAGAUGAGUCCUAAGGGACGUCAAAGACUCGGAGUCUGUAAAAUGCCAUAGGUUCUAAUGAAAUAUGUUCACUGUCAUUCUUCUAUAGCAAUUAGCUGCAGACACAGAGAACAUGAUCGGUUCAGAAGUUUUUUUUUUUUUUUAUUAGCACUCAGCCAUCAGGAAAAGUCACAAACGAAUUUGAUGUCAUACAGGCAUCGAACCGUAAGCUACAACCUCUAUUGCAGGAAAAAGAUGGAGAUGAAUUGGUGCGCCGUAGAAUUCUCCAUCUAUCAUCCAGCUCUGUAUUUAUAUAAUGAAAUCCUUAUUUUUUGUGAAAGAAAUCUGCCAUCAUAACAGAAGUAUUUUAACCUAUUUCCAGUACACGUAAACUUAUUUUAAAAACACAAAAAUUCAACUUUGUUUUGGAAAAGAAACAGGUGAAAGUCAUCUCACUCCAGUGGCAGGUUUUUUCACAUCCAACACAAAAUAAGUACUUUUCUUUCAACUGAACUGGGUGUUCCACUGAAGUAACAACAACUUAUGAGUUUAUCAAGUUUUUUAAAACAAGUGGGAAAUGUUGAAAGAUAGCGACACUCCAAAAACACAAAGUGAGGCCAUAGGAGUGAGAUUUUUUUUGUAUUUUUGGAGUGCUGUUAUCCCAGUUGUUUUAAGAAAAUACAACUUUAUAAACUCAAUUACAAACAAGAAAGACACGACAAGAAGAUUUGUUCUCUCCUGUUCAUAGCAUUUCUGCCUGGAUUCGACUAAAUUUCUGGAUGUGGUAUUUUGAUGUUUUCAUCUUGUAACACAUUCACAAAGCAACACCCAACAAUAACCCAUGAAUUAUAUUUUUGGGGAAAAUGUAAGUAGCCAACCGGUGAUGGAGGAAUUGUUCAUUUUUCAAUCCAGAAAAAGACUCAGAAUUAAGAAGGGACGAUAGCUCCUCAACACACCAUCGUGUCAGUCGUCUACUCAGUGUUCCAAACAUUUCACAUGAUUAAACUGAACUUGCACUUGUAGAUUAACUAAUAAUACUCAGUAAUUACUACCUGGUACUUAAAUCAUUUGAGCGAGAACAAAAGUGAGACAGGAUUUUCCAGAUACAGAGUCCACUCGGGCCUUUGAAACUAAUUAUACACUGUGUAAUAUAAUGUUUUCUAUCACCAUGCCUUAAAUGGACAUGUGAUUUGUUUAUGAUGCUCUGGUGUCUUAAUCUAUAGAUACCGUAACAGGUACUUUGUAAUCAGAAUAAUGUCAGAUCUUACAUGCAACAAUUAGUAGUACUUAAACAGCACUGUAUUUAUCUGAAUGAAUAGAGUAGUUAAUAAAUGAUGUGCUUUAAGCUGCUGUUUUUAAAUUGCAUUCCAGAUCAUGAGAUGUGCACGUAGGAACCUCUCUUUCUCUCCUCUUCCUGCGUUCCUCAGGACACUUCCGUCACUCUGACGAGAUGCAAAUACACUCAAAAGUUAAAAUGGAUGAUCUGAAAAAAGCCAGUACUCUUGCUCCAUCUUGUCUUCUUUUUCUUUUUCCACCGUCACCACUCUGCUCCUCAUGUUGUCUCUCCUAAUUUUCUGCCUUUUACUUCUUUCAGCACAUCUACUUCUCACUCUCAACCUUAAAAAAAAAAAAAAAAAAAAAAAUGGUGGCCAGUUGUUGUGGAGUUUGUGAGGUUUGGAGUGGAUGUGGAAAGGGUGAACUUUAUAGGAUAUAGCUGGCAGUGCUCUACACUUGAGUUAUUAUCAACAAAUCCCAUGGAAAGACCAAAACUAACAAUACAUUAUUCUGUCUCAUUGCUUUCAGACUUCCCUACCCUGUCUGUGGCACUCAGCCCCGAGCCCAUUUGUUCUUACUAGUGAUGUAAACUUUUAAAAAAGAGUCACCGAUACUGAGUGUACUUUCCAUUUUCAGUCUCAGAAAAUGCUGUCGCAUCUUUAAAUAGGAGUAAAUACUGCAUUUGUUGGGGACUAUUUUAAUAAUUGGAUUACUAGUCAGUAUCAAUUCAUUGUUCUGGUGUUUUGAUGGGGUUUGUUGACAUUUAAGAAAAAAUCCAGAGUAUUACCAGACUUGUAUAACUCAGUCUUUAUCCUCUUUCUGUCUCACAUGAGGAAAUGCAAUCUCUGUCCUUCAAGGUUAGAGUCACACACUGUAAUGUAAUGCAGUGGUUGAUGAUUGUACUGUAAUGAAGCAAUACAGUUUUCCUCAGAGAGUCGCUACAUGGAUGUAAUGUGUACAGAGUCUAAAGUAUUUCUAUAACAGACUCUCCUGUGGAGAGAAACGCCAUGUCCAGAGAUUGUGGGUUCCCAUCAUUCUCUGCGUUGCCACAAACCCAGAGAAAAGGAAAAAAAAAAAAAAGAAGCUUUUUUCAUGUGCUUGUGUUGGGAUUAUUACAUUUAUGGUUCGUUGUUCUUAUGAUUUAUGCCAGACGCCAGUCGGUGUGGCAGUUUAAUAGCAGCUAUUUCUCCACUUUUUGAGUGCUGCUCUGCGUUAACGAUUUGCUCAUAAAGUCUUUGGCGUGCUUCUAAAAGCCCAGGAAUCAGUCCUAGUAAUAAUUCCAAAAAGGAAAAAAAAAA
Messenger RNA from Seriola dumerili (greater amberjack), 5416 nucleotides. RefSeq names its product DENN domain-containing protein 1B-like (gene dennd1b). Gene Ontology annotation, cellular component: cytosol; intracellular membrane-bounded organelle; nuclear speck. Gene Ontology annotation, molecular function: guanyl-nucleotide exchange factor activity; phosphatidylinositol phosphate binding. Gene Ontology annotation, biological process: endocytic recycling; endocytosis. The record is from RefSeq and is a predicted model, not a curated record. Lineage: Eukaryota; Metazoa; Chordata; Actinopteri; Carangiformes; Carangidae. The transcript is spliced from 23 exons. Bases 215 to 2878 code for a protein of 887 amino acids.